UCAAAACGUGCGCAGGGCGCGCCCAAGGUAGACUUGACGACCGUGCUGCCUGAAGCAGAUGGUGCAGACUCCAAGGACGGAGGAGCUUCCGGCGCCGCAGCCUCGUUGAGUGAGGAGGUGAAGGAACGGACGCGGAAUGCUGGGCAGGAAACCGCGGACUGCAUGGGGAACCCGUCGACCUCCGCCAAGACUGGCUCUCAUGAAGUUCUUGUUGACUCAAAAUCAAGAAGCAUCAGCCCGGCGUCUUCCAGCGACGCCUCGGAGUUUUCCAGCCAGAAGGUGGAGGCAGGCAAGUCAGGCAGCGCGUCAACGUCGGAGGCCGGGGAGAAGAAGAAUGCCAAGAAGAAGUUCAAUAUCACCUCCACGGACUUGGACUUGACAAGCAGCCAGUCUGCUGGGGCCCACACCAGCCUUCCCUCUCCUCUCACCGGCCCGACCGGCAACCCGCUGCCUACAACCUCAGCCGUUCAGACUCCUCACGCUUCCUCGGCAAGCAACACGCCGCUUCUGGAGCCGCUGGCUUCUGCUCCUGUCCCAGCCUUCCCGGGGAAGAACCCUCCCAUCAUCAACGGUCAACCCCCGCAGAAGUCGGCAGACGGCCCUGCCCUGGUCCACACCAACUCGCACAAGGCCAAGAAGGCGUUCAAGAUCGAGGAUGCGCCUCCCCCUUCUCAGGGAGACGUCGACGGGCACGUGCAGAGAGUCGCCACUCGAUCCUCGAGCAUCUCGUCGAGUGAAUGCUCGUCUCGCAGAUCCUUCGAGUACAACCGGGAGAACCUCGACAUGCUGCACGAGCCUGGGAUGCGAUGGUCCUUCGACAUUCGGAGGGACAAGCAGGACAAGGACAGGAAGUUUGAGCUGGGAGAGGAGAUGCAGCUGGAAGCCAUGGACAUGAAGGAGCUCUGCUUGCUCGUGAGAGAUCUGCAGAAGCAAGUUGUCAAGUUGAAGGAGGAGACCAACAUUUUGAGGACGGAGAAUGAGAAACUUCGGUCGGUGAACUCCAAGACGAAAGAGGGUUGAUGUUGUUGAUAAAAGUCUUUUGAC
This is a messenger RNA of Guillardia theta CCMP2712, 1044 nucleotides long. RefSeq lists its product as hypothetical. The record is from RefSeq and is a predicted model, not a curated record. The transcript has 8 exons. Bases 163 to 1020 code for a protein of 285 amino acids. NCBI's taxonomy places the organism in Eukaryota, Cryptophyceae, Pyrenomonadales, Geminigeraceae.